AUGCAGCAAACCGGCGGGAACUGGGAAGAAUACUUCGGUGGUGGUGGUGGUGGUGGUGGUGGUGGUGGUGGUGGUGGGCGGGAGGGGCGUAGGGGCCGGGAUCAAGGCUCUGGAGCAGCGACAGGCAGCAGAGAACGAGGACGUGGCCGGGGAAGGGGAGGUGGGCGUGAAUGGGCAGUCGAAAGAGGCGGUGGUGGCGGAGGUGGGCGUGAUGGUGGCGGCCGCGGUGGAUGGGGCAGUUCAGGGGGCAGAGAAGGAAGAGGGCGCCAGUACGACAACGGUGGCGGUGGCAGGGGCAGGGGCAGGGGUGGUGGCAGAAGCGCGUUCGGGCGUGGACGUGGUAGGGGUGGAGGAAGAGGCGCCAGCAGCGCGUACAGCGAUGGUCCUGGUCGGUACUCAGGCAGAGGGGGCGGGGGGGGCGGCACUCGGAGCGGCCGAGGGCGCGGCAGAGCGUCAGCUGGCUGGAACGAUGGCCCGGGCUACAACAUGGACGACUUCGAGCUGGUGGAGGAAGGCACCGGCGACGAUGGUACCUGGGACGAUUAUAGCGACUACAGCGACGAUCCUGGGCUGUACAAGAAGCCCCGCGGCGCCGACACCGCCUACGUGGAGGACCUUGGUACCGAGCUCAAGGUAAUGACCAGAGGAGGCGGGGAUGGUUUCUCCGCAGCCCCUGCAGCGAAAACCGUCUUCAGCGCCGACCCCAACCUCUCCCCGGUGUCCGGAGAGCUGGGGGUAGGCCGCAGCCACAACCGCGAACGGCGCGCCGCCCGCCGGGAACAACGACGGCGGGAAGAGCGCGACAGCGAGAAGGGGCGGGGGGAGGAGGGGCGGCUGUGGUCGGAAGAUGACGGUGCCGCCGAUGCCGCUGCCGCUGCCGCUGCCGAGGCUGCCAGGGUGCGGGACGGAGCGCAGCUGCGGAUACAGCGCAGGGAAGAGAGGGAAAGGGCGGAGCGGGAACGCCAGGCGGAGUACUUCGCUUCCAUCGAUGGGCAAGGCGGAGAUGCUGGUGCUGGUGCCAGCGAUGGCGGGUUGGACGACAUCUUUGGCGACUACUUCUCGCCGAAAAAGUCCUCGACGCCGCCCUCUUCUUCUGCCGUCGCCCCCCAACCCAAGCAGCGGUUUGCCCAGAAUCCUUCCCCGGCUGCGGCCACCUCAGGCUGGGACCAGCUCCCACCACCCGCGUCGUCAUCCACAAGCGGCAGCAAACGCCCCGAACGGCGGGACGACUACGGCAGCAACCUUAGAAGAAACCCUUUGCGGGAAGCCGAGCGUGACGACGGGUGGGAGAGCGUCGUUGACGGCGACUACGGCCGCGGCCGCGGGCGCGGGCAGGGGCGCGGAGGGCGUGAUGGCGGUUACCAAGACUAUUCGGAGCCGGUAUCGGAGGGCCGGUUCGGCCGACAGGCUCAGCAGCAGCAACAGGGAAGGCGCGGCAAUGGGCGCGGAGGCGACGACUUCGGCCCUCGCGGGAGAGGGGGUGGAGGAAGGGGUUCCGCCGCGGCGGCGGCUUACGGAGGUGGCGGCGGGCGGGUGGUGGACAAGAGCAUCUGGGACGCGGACCGGUGGGAGUCGACGGGAUCGACGGCCUGGAUCAAUGCCGGGGAGGGGGACGGCAGCGCGGGUGGCGGUGGGAGUGGCGGGGGUUCUCUGCCGAGUUGGAAGGUCCCCAAGGCGGAACAAGAGACGGCCAAGGCGAACAGCGCGCCUGUUCCUGAUUGGCUGCCGCGACAGGGAGGCCUCGGUUCGGAGUCUCGCCGGGGAGUUGCCCCGCUUCCCGAGGGCAUCGACACGAGCGUCAAGAAGCUGGGGGUGAAGGGACUGGAGGCGAUGCUGAAAGACAAGUUUUCCAAGACGAAGGAUGGCGUGUUCGCGGCCGAAGAUGACGAAGCCGAAUUUUACGACCCUGAUGAUGAGGGGUUCGAGAAGCUGGUGGAUGGCGAGCAACUGCCUCUGGUUGAAUCGGAGGACGAUGUGGUUGGUAGCGUGGACGUCGGAGCGGCCGUGCAAGACUUCCGAGGCGCCGUGCGGUACGACGACCCAAACGCCCCUCGUCCCAAGGGCCUGGGAGUUGUGGCUCGCUCAGAGGCCGAAGCAGCCGGAGGGGGGUUCAGGAUGCGGUCCCCUUCUCGUGCCGCCGCCGCCGCAGCAGCAGAAGCUACUACUGGCAGCACCGGGGGUGGUAGGGACGCGUCCCCUGCUGUUGACGACUACGACGAAGACGGCAGCAGCGGCAACAAGUCGGCCUCGAGAAGCAAGGGGAGCCGUGGAGACGACGGCGAGGGUGGUGUUGGCGGCAACGGCAUCGCGGUUGGUCGGGGGGUGGCCGAGGGGGAGGGCGUGGCCGUCUUGUCGGAGGAGCGGAAGCGGGAGCAGGAUGGUGUUGCCGAGAAACUGGGCAAGAAAGACAAGAAGACCAAAUCGCAGGCGGUGGAGAGGAAGCCGACCUACACGGCGAUCAACAUCGCCGACAUGGAGACCCUCGAGCAGCAGGCCUCGUUCUCCUUCCGAGACCUGGGCAUCCAGGACCGGACCGUUCUCAAGAACAUCAAGAAGCUGGGAAUCGAUUCCCCGACGGAUGUCCAGGUUUCCGCUAUCCGCGGGCUCUUGUCCGAAGACCGGGACGUGAUCAUCCACGCCCACACGGGUUCGGGAAAGACCCUGGCGUACCUGCUGCCGCUUAUCGCGGCCACCGAUCCCGACAGCAACGCCCUGCAGGCGGUCGUGGUGGCCCCAGGCAGAGAACUGGCUAGCCAAAUCUUCUCCGUGUGCGAGAAGCUUAUCCAAGGGACCGGCCUCCGUAGCAGCAUGGUCAUCGGGGGUGCCAACGCCCUGAGGCAGGUGGAGAGGUUCAAGAAGGUCAAGCCGCAGAUCGUCAUCGCCACCCCCGGUCGCCUGUGCGAGUUGGUGUUCGACCGCCGGAGGAUGAAGCUGGGCAUGGUCAGAACGGUCGUCUUGGACGAGGUGGACGCGCUGCUCAGGCCCCCGUACGACCAAGAGAUAGACGCCAUCAUGGAUGCAACUCCCAGAGGGAGGCGGCAGGCGGUGUUCGCGUCGGCAACCGGCCGUUCGCCGGUAGUCUCCGCAGCCUCUGAGCGUUACAUGAGGGAGGAGCCGCUGUUCGUAGGCGGAGGUGAUUUGGGUGUGGGGAGCGGUCAGCGGCGGGGCGGUCUGCCCUCCAACAUCCGCCACACGAUCGUCACCAUGCCCAAGGUGAAAAAGUUCGACACGCUACGGCGCUUGUUGAACACGCAGCCCUUCCCGGAGAGCGUGAUGAUCUUCGUCAACGACCCCAUACAGGUGAACUGGCUGACGGAGCGCUUGGAGACAGUGGGCAUUAUCGCGGCACCUUUGUCCGGAGAGAGCUCCAAGGACGACCGUGCAGAGAUAAUGAGGCGGUUACAGGAUAAACGCAUCGCCAUGGUGGUGACCACGGAGAUGGCAGCAAGAGGCCUGGACGUGGCCCACCUCACGCACGUUGUCAACUACGAUCUCCCCACCGACGCUGACCACUACGUGCAUCGUGCGGGAAGGUGCGGGCGAGCGGGAAGGCCGGGGAUCGUGGUGAACAUGGCAACCCCGGACGUGAAGUUUGUCAUGGGCAAGUUCGCUAAGAGCCUCGGGCUGCCGUUCGACGACUGUGAGGUCCAGGGGGGGCGGUUCUGGUCCGUCUCUACUACGGAACCCCCGGUAGCAUCGGCGGCGAGGGCAGCGGUGACAGCGGCCAAGGCAGGGGCGGCGGUAGCAGCGGCGGGGGCGCGUGGUGACACGCGGGAGGAGGCAACCGCUACCGGGGGGGGAGGCGUCGUCGUCGCAGAUGAUUCUGCUGAGCCCCUGCCGCCGCCGCUGCCACGGAAGAGAGCGGCUUCUUCUUCGAUCGACAGGGGAUUUUUGGGAGACCCGAUCGACGCUGACGAAAUCAUGGCGGAAGCCGAGGCGUUCUUGCGAGGGGAACGGGGAUCUCCGGACAGCGCACCGGCUGUUGCUGGUGCUACGGUUGAGCCUUCGUCUCGGCAGAAAAAGAAGCAGUCGCCGGAUAAGAGCGCUGCUGGCGGUGACGCCGACAGCGUUAGCAAAGAGGCAGCGGCACCUGUUCUUGAGACGUUUGAGGUCGCCGGGGGUCUGGCGAUCGUGAACGUGCCGGAAGGUGCGGAGGACGACGACGAUUUCGAAGGCGAUUUCGUGUUGGGCGGCGGCGAGUUUGAUGAGGAUGACUGGGGGGACGGCGACUGGGGAGACGGUGAAUGGGUAGACAGCGAGGAGGAAGAUGAUGAACAGGAGGACGAGGAGGAAGCGGCACAAGGAUAA
Molecule: messenger RNA, 4308 nt
Organism: Ectocarpus siliculosus
Lineage: Eukaryota; Phaeophyceae; Ectocarpales; Ectocarpaceae
Source: the annotation of a GenBank genome assembly